This is a messenger RNA of Pseudovirgaria hyperparasitica, 1305 nucleotides long. RefSeq names its product Las1-domain-containing protein. The coding region runs from base 1 to 1305 and encodes 434 amino acids. The transcript has 4 exons. Gene Ontology annotation, cellular component: preribosome, large subunit precursor; Las1 complex. NCBI's taxonomy places the organism in Eukaryota, Fungi, Ascomycota, Dothideomycetes, Acrospermales, Acrospermaceae. The record is from RefSeq and is a predicted model, not a curated record. Gene Ontology annotation, biological process: maturation of 5.8S rRNA; maturation of LSU-rRNA. Gene Ontology annotation, molecular function: endonuclease activity.
AUGGAUGAAGGCUAUGGCAUAAGUCAUCUCCAACACGAAGAUGCAGACUAUCAGGUAACGCCGUGGAAGACCGCGUCUGAGCUCCUCAUCGUUCGAGCCCAGCUCUUUGGCCUCGAAGGUCAAGAUACGGAAGAAAGCCGCAAAGAUGCUCUACAGCGGAUAUAUGCCUGGCAGGCUCGCGGCGUCAUUCCCUUGCCAGUUGAGAGCACCGCUCUUCUAGUUCAAGCCCAGAUGUUCGACAAAGUCCAGGACGACUCACAGAUGGCUAUGCGCAUGGUAUAUGCAACAGCAGUCCUCAGAUUUGUCACAGCUAUCUGCGAUGCCUUCCAACCAAACGGCCGCGAGAAAUUGCCCAUGCAGACCAUCGGCACUCUUCUCAAGCUCCCUCCGGGGCUCGUGGAGACACGUCAUGAUGCCACUCACAAGGUUUUGCCUACGUUGAAGAGACUCCAACACGCAACCGAGGAAUCAUUGACUUGGCUUUGGAACUACUACUGGAAAGACAUUGAUCAAGUCGUGUCCGAAAUCGACCCGCCAGAGACGGAAGAAUCGCUCGUGGAAUCCAAAACUAGCAUCCAAGCCGCGCUAAGAGCGUAUCUAACAUCCAGAAAAUCAGAGGUGAAGAAGAAAGUCAGGGACGGCGUCGCCGGUCCAGAGGGCUGUCGGGAAUGUCUAAAGCUCUGCGGCAAACUCCAACACGGACAAGCAAUCCUCGUAGGACUGUUAGUCGGCGAGAGAAUGAUCCUCCCAGCUGACCGAGAACUCGGCAGCAGCAUGGAAGGCGCAUUCCUCCUCUGGAAUCCCCUAUUCCUCCAACUCGACAUCUACCAGCCACGCUUCCUGAGCGCCCUAGUCAGCAGCAUGACACAACUCAUGAACGCAUCAACCGCACAUCGUGUAUCCCUUGACCCCGUCAAAGAAGCAAUGUUCGCCUGGCUCCACCACAUUCUCACCGCUCCCGCGUGGGGGAAGCACCGGGCUUACGAGCACGGCUUCCGCGACCUCAAAACCCAAAUCUUGGCUGAUUGCUUCUCAAACUUCACACAUUGGAGUCAGAAGCUGGCUGCGGCGGUCUUGGAAACUGCUGCUGAUGAUGAGGAGGAGGACGGGGUGUUCGCUGACUGGGCUCCGGUCAUGGAGGCGUGUAUGGCUGCCACGGCUGGUGAUGGUGUGGAUAGUAAAGUACCUGCGGAUGUCCCCACUUCGAAUGUGAAAGUGAAUGGACAUGAUAAGGCCGAUUUCAGUCUUCCUUCUGGCUGGACUAGAGUCCUGCGCUCACAGCUUCCCAAUAACAUUCUGAGCUGA